AUGGCUAUUAAGGACAAGACCGUUGUUAUAAUUGGUGCUGGUAUUUCAGGGUUGAAAGCAGCUUCAAAGCUUUAUGAAGAAGGCGUUAAGAACUGUGUUGUGUUGGAGGCAAGAGACAGAAUUGGUGGACGUUUGCAUACGAUACAAGGUUAUCAAGGCCGUAAAUACGAUUUAGGUGGGAGUUGGCACCAUGACACUUUAAUAAACAGGUUAUUUGCCGAAGAGGCCAAAUUGGCUUUACAAGAGGGUAAACCCAGGUUUGUAUUUGACGAUGAUAGCCCGAUAUAUAUCGAUGGUGAAAGAGGUCAUUUGGAAAGUGAUGGAUACUUGAGAUUAGAGGUCAUUUUGGAUGAAUUUAUCAAAUUUGUCUACUUGAUAUUUAAUCAAAAUUUAGGAGUCCCUGAUUGUUCUUAUAAGGAAAUGGUUCAUAGAUACAUCUAUGAGAAACGUGAAUUUCUAACGGACGGUCAAAUUAGAUAUCUACCGCAACUGGCAAGGUUCAUGGAAUUGUGGCAUGGUGUUGAUUGGGAAAUGCUUAGUGGGAGAGAUUCGGUCUACGAUAGCCAGGGUAGAAACGCCUUUGUUUUGCACUACGAAAGCGUGAUAAACCGUAUCGCCCAAAGUUUCCCACAAGACUGGUUACAAGUUUCUACCCCCGUCAAAUCCAUUAAAAGAUCUAAAGGUGUUAUCGUGACUACUGACGAAGAUGAAUACCACUGUGAUUACACAAUCGUUACCAUUCCCCAAAGCGUUUUAGAGUUAUCAUUGCAUGAUGAGGAUCAGCCAGGUAAGAUAUCAUUUCAACCACCAUUAAACCCUAGAAUCCAGGAAGGAUUUACUAAAUCGCAUUUUGGGUCAUUGGGUAAAGUUGUCUUCGAAUUUGAAAAAUGUACCUGGUCUGAUGCUACUACUAGAGUUGUUGUAUUAAGUCAUUCAUCUGAUCACAUUGCGCAACAAGUUCGUAGCGCUGACGAUUGGGCAACAUUUUGGAAAGCUGCCGACCAUCACGAAGAAAGUAUUAAACCAUGGGACCAUCCUUUGUUCUUUUUGAAUUUGCCAAGAUCAACUGGUGUGCCUAGUUUAGUCGUGUUGAUGCAAGCGCCUUUGACCCAAUACAUUGAAUCGUUACCUAACAAACAGCUUGUAUUUGAGUUUUUCGAGCCAAUACUAAAUAAGUUCAUGGCUGCAAUGGGAUGUUCUCAGCCUGUAAUCAAUGCUAUAGAUAAAACAGACGUAAAAUCACCAAAUGCAGACUCGCCAGUGCUUCAAGGGAUUAUCGUUACCAACUGGAGCUCGGACCCAUACUCGAGAGGUGCCUACACCGUAUGCUUCCCCGGUGAUGAUGCGAUCGACAUGGUUACUGCCAUGAUGGGUGGUCAAGAUUCUCGUAUCAGAUUUGCGGGUGAGCAUACUAUUCUAGAUGGCGCGGGAUGUGCAUACGGUGCUUGGGAGAGCGGUAUACGUGAGGCCGAAUAUAUCAGGGAGAGGCUUUGA
Molecule: messenger RNA, 1494 nt
Organism: Zygosaccharomyces rouxii
Lineage: Eukaryota; Fungi; Ascomycota; Saccharomycetes; Saccharomycetales; Saccharomycetaceae
Gene: FMS1
Product: polyamine oxidase
Exons: 1
Coding region: 1-1494 (497 amino acids)
Molecular function (GO): oxidoreductase activity
Source: RefSeq, a predicted model, not a curated record